AAGUAAAUUAGUUUGCUAGGAUUUUUAACCUUUCCACAACACCUUUUUCUUAAAUGAAACCAAAUCUUCUUAUAUUAUUUUUUUCUUUUAAAUUCUUACUUUGGAAGUGAUGAGCAAUUAGUGACUCAUGCACCAAAAAAGUUGGAUUCAACUUCCACAUCUACACCCCCUUUAAAUACACACCAUUUCCCAAAAAACAUGAUUCAUCACAACCUCAAGAAACAUUCAACAGCUUGUUGGCAUUGUUUCCAUUUCAUUCUUCAAAAGAAAGAAAAAAAAAUGAAGAAUCAGAUGCUUAAACAAGUUAUUGGAGUUCCAAUCAAAGCAACGACAUAUGGAGUUGGGAGAAGAACAUCAAGGCAAUACUUACCUGAUGUUGCAGGCCAAUACCACAUUUCACAACAAGGGUCUACAAAAAGCAAAGGAAACUUUGUUUUUAAAAGGAUGAACUUGCUAGGGAAGAAAGCUGAUACAUUCGCCCAUGGUGUCCGAGAGCAUGUGAGAUUGGGGACAAAGAUCAGUGAAACAGUGAAGGGAAAGCUGAGUUUAGGGGCAAGGAUUCUUCAAGUAGGAGGAUUGGAGAAGAUUUUCAAGCAAUUAUUUAGUUUCAGAGAAGGAGAGAAGCUCUUGAAGGCUUGCCAAUGUUACUUAUCAACAACGGCAGGCCCUAUUGCAGGCCUACUUUUCAUCUCAUCUGAAAAGGUUGCCUUUUGUAGUGAGAGAUCAAUCAAAGUCCCUUGUGCGAAUGGAGAAUAUGUGAGAGUCCAUUACAAGGUUGUGGUUCCAGUUGAGAAAAUAAAGGGGGUGAACCAGGGUGAAAACAUGAAGAAACCAUGGCAAAAGUACAUGGAAAUUGUGACAGUGGAUGGUUUCGAUAUCUGGUUCAUGGGGUUCUUGAAUUAUCACAAAGCUUUCAAGUGUCUGCAGCAGGCAAUCUCACAGAGACUGGAAGAUGUAGACACUUCCAAGGUGGCUUAACAAAUGUUUCAUGAAUCAUGAGAUUGUUUUGUUGAUGAAAUGUGGAAAAGUUAUCAGUAAAUCACUGUUACAAAUGUAAAAAAAAGGUUGUUCUAGAUUGAAUAUACGUUCCUUAAUUAAGGAUCAAAAUUAAACUGUAUUUUAUGUUGAUUUUUACUGGAAUACUUUAUAUCCGGCAUGAAUAUAAUAUGUUUUGGAACA
This is a messenger RNA of Gossypium raimondii (Peruvian cotton), 1179 nucleotides long. Its product is annotated as GEM-like protein 4. The record is from RefSeq and is a predicted model, not a curated record. The coding region runs from base 199 to 978 and encodes 259 amino acids. The transcript has 3 exons. NCBI's taxonomy places the organism in Eukaryota, Viridiplantae, Streptophyta, Magnoliopsida, Malvales, Malvaceae.